AUGCCUCGAGUUCCAAAGCGUCGACGCUACUCGCUUGAGAUUCCCGAGGCUGUGGAAGAGGAUUCUUCCUCCUCCUCCUCCUCCAACUCUUUUGCUUCCUCUUUCUCCUCCUCCACCUCUUCCUCUUGCUAUCCUCUGCUUUCAAGUAACCCAAGCACCUCGGAGGAUGCUGCUGGGGCAUCGAAUCCUCCCCGGAGCUCUCCAAGUGCCCAUGCCUCCCCUACUGCCUUUGCCGCUGCUGCUCCCUUGAGCCAAUCCAUCAGCGAAGAAGGGGAGGGUCUGAGUACCUCCUGGGCCCUGCCAGGUACAGAGUCCUUGCCCAGAUACGUGAUUAAUGAUAAGGUAGCUGAUCUGGUAGGGUUCCUGCUCCUGAAGUAUCGCACAAAGGAGCUGACCACAAGGGCAGAAAUGCUGAGUAGCAUCAUCAGAGAGCACCAGGACCACUUUGCUGUAAUCUUUAGGAAGGCCACUGAGUGCAUGCAGCUGGUUUAUGGCAUUGAUGUGAAGGAAGUGGACCCCACCAGCCACACCUAUGUCCUAGUCACCAACCUGGGCCUCACCUAUGAUGGGAUGGUGAGCGAUGAGCACAGUAUGCCCAAGACUGGCCUUCUGAUACUCAUCCUUAGUAUAAUCUUCUCGGAGGAUGAUUGUGUCCCCGAAGAGAGGAUAUGGGAAGCACUGAAUGCCAUGGGGGUGCAUGCUGGGAUGGAGCAUAGCAUCUAUGGGGAGCCCAGAGAGCUCCUCACCAGAGUUUGGGUGCAGGAACAGUACCUGGAGUACCGGCAGGUGCCCAACAGCGAUCCUGCACGGUAUGAGUUCCUGUGGGGUCCCAGGGCCCACGCUGAGACCACCAAGUUGAAAGUCCUGGAGUUUUUGGCCCAGGUCAAUGGGAAUGACCCCAGGUCCUACACACACUGGUAUCAGGAGGUUUUGAGAGAGGAGGAACAGAGAGCCCAGGCCAGAGUUAGCACCACAGAUGAUACUACUGCCAUGGCCAGUGCAAGCUGUUCUGCCAUGGACAGUAGCUUCUUCUUCCCUGAGUGA
This is a messenger RNA of Myotis myotis, 1044 nucleotides long. Its product is annotated as melanoma-associated antigen 10-like. Gene Ontology annotation, cellular component: nucleus. The record is from RefSeq and is a predicted model, not a curated record. NCBI's taxonomy places the organism in Eukaryota, Metazoa, Chordata, Mammalia, Chiroptera, Vespertilionidae. Gene Ontology annotation, biological process: negative regulation of transcription by RNA polymerase II. The coding region runs from base 1 to 1044 and encodes 347 amino acids. The transcript has 2 exons.